CAAAACACGCAUACUUGGCGCAGGAUGGAUAGCAUUUCGAACUCCAAAAUCUUCAUCUGCCUGUCAUCUGCCUGUCAUGUCUGCCAUGCAUACUCACAUUGAGAUUUUGCCAUGAUUGUCGUGGUAACUUGUAUGGACAAAGUUUUGUGAUAUGCGGUAGAUGGUAUGCGUUGCUUUUCUUUUAUCUUUUAUUUUUUUUUUUUUUUUUUUCAUAUCUUUUUUUCAUUUUUCUCUUUUAUUGCUGUUUCUCACUUAGAGCUUUGUUGUUCCAGCCAUGCAUGCAUAUUCCCUUCUGGCGUGUUUAUUGGUAAGCGUUUCAUGUCUGAGAGAGACCGAGUUCGGUUCUCGAGAGAAUUAUUCCAGUUCCAGGACAAUGAAUCUCCAGCAUACAUACACAUAUCAACAUAAGACCAUCCAGCUUAAGAAAUAAGGAAUAAGGGUAAGAUGAGGGUGGGUCAACCCACCCGGGCAAACGGCAACA
This is a messenger RNA of Aspergillus wentii DTO 134E9, 481 nucleotides long. RefSeq lists its product as uncharacterized. The coding region runs from base 166 to 408 and encodes 80 amino acids. The record is from RefSeq and is a predicted model, not a curated record. The transcript has a single exon. Lineage: Eukaryota; Fungi; Ascomycota; Eurotiomycetes; Eurotiales; Aspergillaceae.